AUGAUGAAGGGCAAAAAUGGAGCUAACUUAAAGUUAAAGAAGAGGAUAUGCAGUGGAAAACUUGGGAGGUUUCUAAAAGAGCAGAGAGGAAGGCUAUACAUUGUGAGAAGAUGUGUAGUUAUGCUACUUUGUUGGCAUGAUUAAUUGCACACCUAUAAUUGUAAAUAGCAAG
This is a messenger RNA of Solanum verrucosum, 172 nucleotides long. Its product is annotated as small polypeptide DEVIL 3-like. Lineage: Eukaryota; Viridiplantae; Streptophyta; Magnoliopsida; Solanales; Solanaceae. Gene Ontology annotation, biological process: negative regulation of cell population proliferation. The transcript has a single exon. Bases 1 to 144 code for a protein of 47 amino acids. The record is from RefSeq and is a predicted model, not a curated record.